GGACAUUUAGAUUCGCUUCGGUCAUAUCUUUAACCAAUGCGCACUUGGGGGUAUCUGUGUUCAGUUUAUUCAAUGUUUUGUUUGAACCUUUUAGUACUAUUUGCUAGAAAAUGCCAAAAAGAUGUUAGCACUCACUACGAAAGCCUUUUGUCUUUUCGUUUGUUUUCUUCUCACACUCCCCUUGCUCUGUGGCUUCAUCCUUCUGAUUACCCUAUAGGCCUUAGCUCAUAGGCAUGUUAAUGUGAGCCAAGGACUGAGGGCCGCCCAUGAGAAAAGCAAACAUUUCUUGGCUUAACUUUCAAAAUUUAAAUAAUUAUGCACAGAAUAACCAAACUUCUAAACUGCCAAAAUUAUAUAAAUUAAACAUGAUCGUCGUUGCUUUUAGUUUCAUGAAGGGACCGGUCUUCUUUUUUUGGCUAAAUGGUAAAUAUCAUUUUAAAAAUAAACGGUCGAGACCUACAAGAUAUGAUAAGUAAACUAUAAAACCUCUAAAACUUACUUCCACGGCAAAAAAGGUAAAAAAACAUAAAAACAAAAUCAAUCGAACUCAAAACCGUUAUGCUUUGGAGCGAACAUGACAUCAAAUAUCAAUACAAACUUAUAAUGGUCAGAUCGGUCUUCGCCCUAAAAUAAGAUAUUAAUUAAUUAGCUGAAUAAGACAAUCUCCACAUAUUGUUCACAUCUCUAUAUUUGGUGUAAGAUAUCAUUUGUAUCAUAUGAUUUGUAUCCUUUUACUCCGUUAACCGACUGGUUUAUAGGUAUACUUUCAUCUUUUAUGAUAUCCUAAAUUAUUUUAUCUAAUAUUUUUUCCAUAAAAACUCAUUUUGUGGAUUUUAAUGAAGUAGCGUUCCAUAAAAAAAAAUCUGUGUUUCUUUAACUUUAUAAGUGAUGAGAUUUAUCUGUUGUUGUUGACAAUUUUCUGCUAUUGAAUUAGACCCCAACCUUGCUACUAAUUCCUUUAAAACCAAGUUUAUGGGAUGCUUGCAUAUGCAGUUUUUUUUCCAAAUGUAAUUUGUUCAAGUAGCACUUUCCAGCAAAUUUGUUGGUUUUAGAAAAUAGCUCGAAUGUAAUUCAAACUUGCCAAUUCUAAUUGGACUACACCGAGCUAUAAAAUAUCGGUCAGAAAUUUAAACUCCUACUGGGUUGGGUUCUUUUGAGCUUAAAGAAUAAGGCCAAGUCCAAGUGAGAUGUGUAAGGAUCACUUCAAUCUACUUUUUUUACUAAAAUAUAAAAACAAAUGAUGUGAUGCAUAGGAUGCUUGAUUGUAUGGUUAGCUCACAAAAAUAUAGAAAAAUGAUAGGAGAGGAGACCAAACAACAAUAAUGACAAUCAAAGCGUUAAAUGUACGAAGCGCGUGCAAGGAGACAUAUGAUGCGUUGAUAAAGGAUCUCCUUUCGUUCCAUGUCUACUGUGUCUUUUUGUUUUUAUCCUUCUAACCCCAUUACUUAUUGUCUUUCACAAGUUGACCCUCUACAUUUUCUUUUCCUUAUUUUUCUGUUUCCAUAUGUUUUCAGUUUUUCUUUUAUUAUAUGAUUUUUUGAGUUUCUUUUCAAAUUUCCAUAAUCACCGGGAGAAUACAAUUAUUCCCAUCAUUUCAGUUUUUCAAAAAGUUGAAAGCAUGUUUUUCAAUGUUAAAACUAAAAUUUCUUGAGAACAGUAAAACGAUUUAUAUAACAUAUAAAAGGUCAAAAUUUUAUAAACAAUAUGAACUCACAAACUACGAAAAACACUGAUUGUUACCCCUGCUUAACUUUUGUGUAUACAAUUUAACAUUUGAUAUAGAAAAUUAGAUAGUUUAUAUUGGUUAGAAGACGGCACCGAGUGUUUGUGUGCAUUUACCAUUUACACGUAGUACUUACAUAGUACUUCAACAAUUUUAAGGAAUUUAUUUUUGAUAUUUGUAAACGCAAACGAAAUAAAACUCUUUGGUUAUUGAAUAUUGAUCGGUGUUUUCGUCUGCAUCUUACAUAAAAUGAGAAUUUCUUUUGUUUUCCUCAUAUAAAUGCAAACCAUAUAAUUGCAUUUGAAACAAACAAGUUUCGAGUGAAACGAUGUACGGAACAUGCUAAAACUAUAUAUUGUUUGGUUUGCAUGCCGUGAAACUGUGAGAGUAACGCAAUUUUAAUUUUAUGUCCUGUUAAGUUAGUUAGCUAUGCCAUUUUAUGUUAAAAUUCGAAUUAUAAAAAUAAUUAGACUAAUCAAAUAUCUAAAAAAACAGUUAAUUUUUUUACAAAAACCAACACGUAAAAAAACACAAUAUGAUCUAGAUUUUGCUGAGUUACCCAAGAAAAAAGUAUAAAGAGACGAGUGGGCUUAAGAAAGUUUUGACUUGGUAGUAGAUUAAAAAAAGAGACAAUGCUUUUGUUUGUAUCUAAUCAAAACCGAAAAUAAAUAAUGGAGGUGGAGAAGACAUCAUUCUCACAUAAUCAUCUCCGCAUCUUUAGCUUUUGAAUACUAACCAAUUCAUGGUUCGUGGUGGUCAAGUGGUUGAAGAGUUCACCCUACAAGUUGGUGAAUCACUUGAACAUCCUUAUACAGUUUUUAUCCUAUGCGAAAAUAUAUCUGCAUUAAGCAUUUCCAAAAACAAUUAAUAAGCAUGUGGAUGUGAAAGAAGAACGUGAUUAGGGCCCUACUUGAUUCAAGCAAUAACACUAAUCGACAUCACACGCAAGACGUAACACAGCCCAACCAACAGAAUAUCAAUUUGUCUGAUUAAGAAUAAUAUUUCGUUUCUGUAGAGGGGCGAGUGUGACUUUAAAGAGCAAGUCUUUUUCGGAAUAUUAAAUUUUAUGAAUCAAUUAUUUACAAUAUUUAAGAAGAGAUGUAUAGUCAUACAGUAUUGACUUGACAUGAGUAUUGUGUCGAAUAAUGAAUAGGUUAAUUCCAAGGGAUGGGACGAUGAGUCUUUGUCUGGAAUCGUUCACAUGAAUAUGAAAACAAGAGACAUACCAGUGUUAAGAACUUAUACUAUAUAUGACAGAUUGAGAGCUGCAGUAAUCUGUUACUUUACAGUUUAGAGAAAGUUCAUAAACAUAAAAAAUAUAUGAUUGGAAAUAGCGAAGAGCAUCUUCCACUCUAUUAAAUACUACAAAAUAGAAUAAGAAAUAGAAUAAUGAACAAAAAUAAUAUCGCAGCUCUACAAAUGAAGUAAUAUUUUAUUUUUUGUUCAUAAUUCUAUUUUUCAUUUCAUUUUGGAGUAAAAUAUAUAAUGCGGUUAGAGAUCCUCUACUUUCUAAGCCAAUAGUUUCUAACUUUGAAUUUGAUGAGCUGACCAUAAGCAAAAUUAGCCAAAAACCUUUUGGUGCAACGGUCUAAAACAAUUGUUUAUUACUUUCUUGUGAGGCAAUCUUGGUGGUUUGUAUUUUUCUCAUAACAGGGUUAAAAUGCACGAGGUUUCUUGAAUGAGAGAAUAAGCUGCACAAGGAGGACUUAGAAGCGGAUCACUGGUGCCAAGUCUACUGAUGAGCUACAUCAAGCUUUAUGAUGUAGGUAAACUUCAAACUACUAUUGUAGGAGUAAUACUCUUUCUCACCCGCAAGAGAAGAAAGAAAGGAAGAAGAUAAUGACAAAUGAUGACAAGAGACAAAGCAAAACAAAAAGAUGUUUUAAGAAUAUAAUAAAAAUUCCAAAAUUAACACUCCCUUUUUUUCCUUUUCUGCUUUAACUUUUCCCACUCUGCAAAUCAUUUUCCCUUUGGAUUGAAGCCUUUCGACACCUUUUCUCCUUUUUCUCACACCUUUAUCAGUAUGUUUUUCUUCUUUUUGCUCAUAUGUUCUAUUCCAACUUUGUAUAGAAUCUUUUUGAUAUCCCUAAUAAAACGGAGCUUAAUUCACGUUUGACAAUUGUUGCUUGAAAAAGAUCUGUUCUUGACAUUUCAAAGUAGGGAGAAAACUAUGGAGGGACAAGCAAAGGGGACCCAACUAAAGACAAAGACAAAAAAUUUGGAUUUGAACAAAACAUGACCAGGUGUUAUGAUUAAUGCUCAUUCAACACUACUAUUACCAUCAUUAUCUCUCUCUCUGGUUUUGGAAAUCUCCAGAGGAAAAAACUAACCAUCACCAAACUACAACACUUUUAAUUGGUUCCUUCUGCAUCUUUCUCUGCUUCUUGAACAUAAUUAUUCUUCAUGGACAAGCAUCACCCUCAUCUUCUGCUACAGCAUCAUCAACAUCUCCACCACCACCAGAAGCUCUCCCUUGCUAAAUCUUCUAGGCAAAGCUGUAGUGAAUGGAUCUUUCGAGACGUUCCAAGUGAUAUAACCAUUGAAGUAAACGGAGGAAACUUUGCUCUUCACAAGUUCCCUCUAGUCUCCAGAAGUGGAAGAAUCCGUAGAAUCGUCGCGGAACACAGAGACUCAGACAUCUCCAAAGUGGAGCUUCUCAACCUCCCAGGAGGAGCAGAGACAUUCGAGCUAGCAGCCAAGUUCUGCUACGGGAUCAACUUCGAGAUCACCUCAUCAAACGUCGCGCAGCUCUUAUGCGUCUCUGACUACCUCGAGAUGACAGAGGAGUACUCCAAAGACAACUUGGCUUCGAGAACAGAGGAGUAUCUCGACAGCAUUGUCUGCAAGAGCCUCGAGAUGUGCGUCCAAGUCUUGAAACAGUCGGAGAAUCUCCUCCCUCUGGCAGACGAGCUCAGCAUCGUAACCAGAUGCAUAGACGCCAUCGCAUCAAAGGCCUGCGCCGAGCAGAUCGCCUCGAGCUUCUCGAGGUUGGAGUAUAGCAGCUCGGGGAGGCUUCACAUGAGCAAGCAAGCUAAAGGUAACGAUGGAGGAGGAGGAGACUGGUGGAUUGAGGAUCUUUCGGUUCUUAGGAUUGAUUUGUAUCAGAGAGUGAUGAACGCUAUGAAGUGCCGCGGCGUGCGUCCGGAGAGUAUAGGAGCUUCUUUGGUGAGUUACGCGGAGAGAGAGCUGACAAAGACAGGACAUCAAGAACAUGAACAAGCCAUUGUUGAGACGAUCGUUGCUCUUCUCCCAGUUGAGAAACUCGUUGUCCCUAUAAGUUUCCUCUUCGGGUUGCUUAGAAGAGCGGUGAUGCUCGAUGCUUCGGUGUCAUGCAGGCUUGAUCUAGAGAGGAGGAUUGGUUCUCAGCUUGACAUGGCGACGUUAGACGAUCUCUUGAUCCCUUCUUUUCGUCACUCCGGAGAUACUUUGUUUGAGAUUGAUACGGUUCACAGAAUCUUGGUGAACUUCUCGCAGCAAGGAGGUGAUGAUAGUGAGGAUGAAGAGUCUGUGUUUGAAUGUGGUGAUGAUAGUAGUCCGCAUACGCCUUCUCAAAGCGCAAUGUUUAAAGUUGCGAAGCUUGUAGAUAGUUACCUCGCUGAGAUUGCUCCUGAUGCUAACCUUGACCUUCCCAAGUUCUUGCUCAUUGCGGAAGCUUUGCCGCUUCAUGCUCGCACGCUUCAUGAUGGGUUGUACCGUGCCAUUGAUCUCUAUCUUAAGGCACAUCAAGGGUUGUCUGAUUCAGACAAGAAGAAGCUGUCUAAACUUAUAGACUUCCAGAAACUCUCGCAAGAGGCAGGAGCACACGCUGCGCAGAACGAGCGGCUUCCUCUGCAGUCCAUAGUUCAGGUUCUCUACUUUGAGCAGCUUAAGCUCAGAAGCUCCUUGUGCACUUCUUACUCAGACGAAGAGACAAAGCCAAAGCAGCAGCAGCAACAGUCAUGGAGAAUCAACAGCGGAGCUCUCAGCGCAGCGAUGUCCCCCAAAGACAACUACGCGUCUCUGAGGAGAGAAAACAGGGAGCUGAAGCUCGAGUUAGCUAGGCUGAGGAUGAGGCUCAACGAUCUGGAGAAGGAGCAUAUCUGCAUGAAGAGAGAUAUGCAGAGGUCUCAUUCGAGAAAAUUCAUGAGCAGUUUCUCAAAGAAGAUGGGGAAGCUUAGCUUCUUUGGGGGGCAUCAUGGCUCAUCAAGAGGAUCAAGCUCUCCAUCGAAGCAGUCUUUCAGAACUGAUUCAAAGGCGAUGGAGAGAACAUGCGCAAGCAUGGAUUAGCUCUGUCAUUUUUCUUUCUUAUAUAUUCUCUUUACCUGUUGCUGCUUGUUAAAGUGAGUGCCAAGACUAGGCUGUGAGUGAGUGGAAUGAUAAUGAUAUUAUUGUCAGUUACACUGAGUUUAAUCUUUUGUAAAUGGAUUUGAUUUUGAUUAAAGACAAACAAAAGGUCUCUUAAGAGAAUA
Brassica rapa (field mustard) is the source of this 6171-nucleotide messenger RNA. RefSeq names its product BTB/POZ domain-containing protein At5g48800. Gene Ontology annotation, molecular function: protein binding. The record is from RefSeq and is a predicted model, not a curated record. Lineage: Eukaryota; Viridiplantae; Streptophyta; Magnoliopsida; Brassicales; Brassicaceae.